GGCGGCCGAGGAGGCGGAGUUGCGGCUGCACAAGGAGCCCGGGCCGCGGGGUCCGGGAGGCGGCGGCCGCGGGGGGCCGCGGAACCUUAGGUCUGAUUCCCUGGCCUUUGUGUCCCUGGGAGCUUAAUCUCUGCCAGAGGAAAGCAGGUGUGCUCCAUCCACCUCUCCCGAGAACAUGAAGAUGAGUUGUCCCAGACCCUUCCCCGUGAUUGGAAACUUAGGUGGUUUCUUGUCUCGAGACUUCCACAGACGACUCUCGUGUUGGGAUCCAUCCAUGGUUUAGCGACAUUAGUGGAAAAGUUUUCUUCAACUGUUUAACUUUCUUUCUCAUACAGAACGGUUAACAGUCAGGUGUAUUCCUGGAUCACACAGUUUUACCAAAGGGAGAACUCUAAAAGAGCUGCUGUUCUUGCCACUCUCUGAGCAGUGUGCUGAGUGGGGCUUGAUUUAAUUUUGGAUGAAAUUAUUCUUGCAUCGAGAUGUUAAUAAGCCAAAAUUUAGACUAAAUGUGUUAAAUGAUCUUGCCAUCAAUAUGGAUGAUUUGAAGAUAAACACCGAUAUUACUGGUGCUAAAGAAGAACUCCAAGAUGACAGCAAUUUUAUCUCAGAGAAAGACAGUGGAGUUCAUAAACCAAAAGAUUGUCAGACAUCAUUUCAGAAAAACAAUUCAUUGACUCUGUCUGAAGAAUUGUCAGAGGAUAAAUCAGAAAAAGCCUUAAGUGGAGGCCAGUCUGCUUUGUUUAUACCUGCCGGCGCUCCUGCUGUUUCUAGUGAAAACUUUACCUUGCCUACAGGAGCUGUCGUUAAUGGACCAGUUUCACGCUCCUCCUUAACAAAGACUUCCAAUAUGAAUGAAGGUAGUGUUUCAUUAACCACUGGACAGCCUGUGGAUCAGCCAGCAACAGAAUCUUGUUCAACGUUGAAGGCAGCAGCUGAUCUUCAGCUGUCUGCACCACAAAAAGCAAGUCAACACCAAGUUCUGUUUUUGUUAUCAGAUGUAGCACAUACUAAGAAUACAGCCCAUUCCAUUAAAAAACUACCUACCUCUGCUUUAGUUGGUUGUGAUGUUCCGAAUUCAGUAGGGAGUAGUAUGAAGUCAGAGAGCACUUUACUAAAUCAAGUAGAGGUGGGUGAGGGUAAUGAAGAUGUAUUGGUAAAAGAUGAUUGUGUCAAUACAUUAGCAGGAAUUUCCUCAGGUACAGAUGAAUUUAGGCCAGAAAAUGAUACAAACUGGGAUCCCCAAAAAGAGUUCAUUCAGUUUCUUAUGACUAAUGAAGAAACAGUGGAUAAACCUCCGGUUCUUCCUAAAGUAGCAGGUCUAGAAAAAAAGAGAAAGCGAAAAAUGGAUGUAAGCAAAAUAACUCGUUACUCAGAGGGUUGUUUUAGUGAUUGUAAUCGUGUACCCAAUAAAUCAAAAGUGAUAGAGGUCGACUUUGUGGGGCAGAAUGAGGAGGGACAAGCAAUAGAGUCACAGAAAUACACUUUGUCAAAAGUGAAACCGGAAUCUGCUGACGAAGACUUGGAGUCUGUGGAUACUUUCCAGCAUCUGGUUUAUAACUCAGAUAAAUGUGGAGAAGAUAAUUCACCUGCUCAUACUCGCACUUCCAUUUCAAAUACCUUAAAAAAGAAAUGUGAAGAGAGUGAUUGUGAGUCCCCUGCUCCUUUCAGUACCGAAGAGCCGUCCUUCUACCCCUGCACCAAGUGCAACGUGAACUUCAGGGAGAAGAAGCACUUGCACCGGCACAUGAUGUACCACUUGGACGGGAACAGCCACUUCCGCCACCUUAACGUCCCAAGGCCGUAUGCCUGCAGGGAGUGCGGACGGACAUUCCGGGACCGCAACUCACUGCUGAAGCACAUGAUCAUUCACCAAGAAAGACGACAGAAGCUGAUGGAAGAAAUUCGUGAACUGAAAGAACUCCAAGAUGAAGGAAGAAGUGCGCGAUUACAGUGCCCUCAGUGUGUGUUUGGUACCAAUUGCCCUAAGACGUUUGUGCAACAUGCUAAAACGCAUGAGAAAGACAAAAGGUACUAUUGCUGUGAAGAGUGUAACUUCAUGGCAGUGACAGAAAAUGAAUUGGAAUGCCACCGAGGCAUUGCCCAUGGAGCAGCAGUGAAAUGUCCUAUCGUCAGUUCCGAUGUAACUCAGAGGAAAACACAAAAAAAGACUUUGAUGAAAGACUCUGUUACAGGAUCGUCCAAAAAGUCAGCUACAUACCUAUGUAAAAUGUGUCCCUUUACCACUUCAGCCAGAAGUAUUUUGAAAAAGCACAUGGAGUAUUUGCAUUCCCCAUCAUGUGUUGAUUCAUUGAAUCCUCUUGGACUUGACAAAAGAAAAAGUGACAUCGUGGAGGAAUCUGUAGAUGUCGAUUGCACUAAGCCAUUAGUUAAACAACAGUCAGCCACAUUUCCAAAGAACUCUGCUUUAAAACAAGAUGUUAAACGAACAUUUGCAUCAAGCUCACAAUCGAGUAAUUUAUCAAAAUUUCAUAAGCGGCCACAUAGAAUACAAAAAGCCCGGAAAAGUAUUGCCCAGUCUGGUGUAAAUGCAUGCAAUCAAAACAACUCUCCUCACAAGAAUGUUACGUUUAAAAGCAGCACUGACCAAAAGCCAAAGUAUUUCCAUCAAGCAGCAAAAGAAAAAUCUAAUGCCAGGGCAAAUAGUUAUUUAUAUAGACACAAGUAUGAAAACUACAGGAUGAUCAAAAAAUCAGGUGAAUCAUACCCACUUCCUUUCAAAAAAGAGGUUAAUUCAUUAAACUCUUUACAUCUGUUUUCAUCAUCAAGUAAUUCUCAUAAUAAUUUUAUUUCAGACCCUCAUAACCCAGACACCAAAAGGCCAGAUCACAAGCGUGUAGCCGUAAAAAGAGUAGUUAAGGCUUCCAAGAAGGAAAGUUCUGGUGGAGAAGACUUGGAUAGCUAUCCUGAUUUUCUGCAUAAAAUGACUGUUGUUGUUUUGCAAAAGCUUAAUUCUGCUGAAAAGAAGGACAGUUAUGAAACAGAAGAUGACAGUUCCUGGGACAAUGUUGAGCUGGGUGAUUACACUACACAGGCCAUGGAAGGAGACGCCUACGGUGGUCUCAGUCAGGAGCAUGUGAACUUGUUGCCCCUAUUUAAAAGCAAGAUGGAAAGCCAAGGUCCUGGAGACAGUGCUGCCCUUAAUUACAAUCAGAACGAUGGCUUUUAUUUUGAGUACUAUGAAGACGGUGGCACCAAUAGCUUUUUACACGAGAUACACGAUCCUCAGCAUUUGGAAAACGCAGAAACGCCUUUGUCAAAGCAUAACUCUGUUUUUCAUUGGACUGAUUUGUCCCUUGAGAAGAAGUCUUGUCCUUAUUGCCCAGCAACAUUUGAAACAGGUGUUGGGCUGUCCAACCACGUCCGAGGACACCUUCAUAGAGCGGGAUUAAGCUAUGAAGCCCGUCACGUUGUGUCACCAGAACAAAUAGCCACAAGUGACAAAAUGCAGCAUUUCAAAAGGACUGGCGCAGCGACGCCUGUGAAGCGAGUUAGAAAAGCUGUAGAGAAGGCUGAGACUACUUCUGAACACACUUGUCAGCUCUGUGGUGGUUGGUUUGACACAAAGAUUGGGUUAUCAAAUCAUGUCAGAGGCCAUCUGAAAAGACUUGGGAAAACUAAGUGGGAUGCUCACAAAUCUCCAAUCUGUGUUCUGAAUGAGAUGAUGCAGAAUGAAGAGAAGUAUGAAAAGAUUUUAAAGGCACUGAACAGUCGUCGCAUUAUUCCCAGACCGUUUGUAGCUCAGAAACUCACAUCAGGUGAUGACUUCCUGUCUCAGAAUGUUUUACCUCUUGAUGAAUACCGUAAUGGCCUAAAGACAGAGGCUCUGUCAGUGUCUGCAUCAGAGGAAGAAGGCCUGAGUUUCCUAAAUGAAUGUGACGAAACAAAACCUGAACUGCCCAGUGGAAAAAAGAACCAGUCUCUUACACUGAUAGAACUUCUUAGAAACAAAAGAAUGGGUGAAGAAAGGAAUUCUGCUCUUUCUCCUCAGAAGAUCCAUAACCAGACAGCAAGAAAGAGAUUUGUCCAGAAAUGUGUUCUUCCAUUACAUGAAGACAGUCCCUUGAUGUAUCAACCACAAAAAAUGGACUUGACUAUGCACUCAGGUGUGCCUGUGAAGCUUAGAACGUGUGUGCAUUGCACUACGACGUUUACAAGUGCUGUUAGCCUGUCCAACCACUUCCGCGCUUGUGCACGAAGGACGAGUGCUGGACUUGUGCCUGGUCCAGCUUUAGAUUGUAAGCAAAAGAAAUCAAGGUCAAGAUCUGGAAGCAAGAAGAAAAUGCUAACAUUACCUCAUGGUGCUGACGAGGUUUACAUUCUCCGAUGCAGGUUUUGUGGCCUAGUCUUUCGGGGACCACUGUCUGUUCAGGAAGACUGGAUUAAGCAUUUACAACGACACAUUGUGAACGCUAAUCUCCCACGGACUGGAGCCGGCAUGGUGGAAGUCACGUCACUACUUAAAAAGCCUGCCUCGAUUACAGAAACUUCAUUUUCUUUACUAAUGGCAGAAGCAGCUUCAUAGAACCAGGAAUCCUUUUAAAGAGCAAAUUUAAUUGGAUGUAAAUUUAAAAUUCUUUGUCUUUUUUUUUCUUUUUUCUUUUUUGUAAGCUACAUCCAUUUAUAAAUACUAAAGUAGGAAAAAUGGGGGAAUGUGAAUUACAUCAGAGCAAACUGAAUACUUAAGACAGUAAGUAGUCUAUAUUUUAUAUAGGGUGGAAAUGUGUUCUUAAGGUUUACUGAAUUUUGUUGGCUGAGUUUACUCAAUUAAAGGUCUUACAUCUGAGAGCCAUUUGUAAAAUGUUGCACAUGAAUUUACAGACAGACUUACUGAAAGAUUAUGUUUUCUGCAGUGUUAUCAGAAUCAAGACUCUGUUUCUUCCCCACACUUACAUAGAAAACUAAGAUAUUAUAUUUUGUUGGUAUGUAUUUAGUGUUUUGUAUAAUACCAGGAACUGCUAACUAAAUUCACUCAACUUAGGGCAUUAAAUAUCAUGUACUUCAUAGUUUGAGACUGUUCACCCAAAUAGGGCAGAGUACUAUCUAUCUAGUAGAUGUGUAAGUGUUUUUUUAAAUCACAUGGAACGGUUUUUUUUUAUACUAAAAAGUCGGAGGGAGAUUUGUUUAAACAAGUAUUUCUAAAAGAAAUAUGUACAUAGUCCUGGAAAUUAUUUGUGGUAAGGAAGUGUUCUUUACCCCAGUUGCAUUUCUCAGACAAUGAAGUGGUGCAUCCAUGCUACCUCCUACUUUGUCAACAAAGAUGCUAUUUACCCUUUCCAUUUUUGUAUCAUAAUAGAUUUUAAAAAUCUAAUGUUCUUUAUUGCAAGACAUACUUUUGUUAACAGAUUUGUUUCUUUGUAACGUUUUACGUACAGUUUGACAUGCUUACAGGACAGGGUUGUCUUUAUUUAACAUUGUAGAAAUGUAAUUAAUAAACCAGGCUCACUACACGAUUUAGAUAGGCUUUCUCAUUUAUAUUCACUUCCAAAUUUGAUCAGUUAGCAAAACUAUUAAUACACAAAAUAUUUCUACAUAUGAUGAGAAUGUUUACAAUUUCAAUCUUAGAGCUUGUUUUGGAUGUGAUUAUAUGUAUGAAAAUUGUGUAACACUAUGCUCAUGCUAAGGACCGACAUAAUGGAAUUACUGAAAUAAAUGUGCUGUGAGGAAUGGAAAAUAAUGGUGCAGGUGUCUUGGUCAUGAUAAGUUGUGAUGACUUUCUUAAACUCUUUCCAAAAACAACUUAGUUCCUUUAAUCCAAAAUUAGCAUCCUUUACAAACAAGAGUUUGUAUGCAAGCACCCAUUCCAUGUCAUUUCAUGUAGUUGCUAAUAUAGGUGAACCAAGGAUAUGCAUUGAUACUUUUCUUCAUUUGUAAAUAAAGUUAAAAAACAGUUAAAACGAAGGAGUAUUUUGGUAGAGUAUAUACAUACCUCACUGCCAGUGAAAUGACUUUCCUAUGGUAUAAUCUCCUUACCAGAAAUCACUAAAUAAAAAAACUUCAAGAAUUAUAAUGCC
This is a messenger RNA of Peromyscus californicus insignis, 6032 nucleotides long. It is a transcript of the gene Znf644, whose product is annotated as zinc finger protein 644. Gene Ontology annotation, molecular function: DNA-binding transcription factor activity, RNA polymerase II-specific; RNA polymerase II cis-regulatory region sequence-specific DNA binding. Gene Ontology annotation, cellular component: nucleus. The transcript has 9 exons. Bases 458 to 4543 code for a protein of 1361 amino acids. Gene Ontology annotation, biological process: regulation of transcription by RNA polymerase II. The record is from RefSeq and is a predicted model, not a curated record. NCBI's taxonomy places the organism in Eukaryota, Metazoa, Chordata, Mammalia, Rodentia, Cricetidae.